UUUUCAGUCAGAGGUCCAGAACAGUGUUCAGUUGUCACUUAUGCCUCAUGCCCCGAUGGAUGGAUUGGGUACCUGGGGAAAUGCUAUUACUUCUCUGAAGAUGAAGCAGACUGGUUUUCAAGCCUCAGAAACUGCUCCUCACUAGGGGCCUCCCUGUCAACCAUUGAAACACACCAGGAAAUGGGUUUCCUGCUGCGUUACAAGGGUCCCAUUUAUCACUGGAUUGGCCUGAGAAAAGAUCAAGGGAUGCCGUGGGAAUGGGCAGAUGGGAGAGUCUUCAACAACACCCUGUUUGACAUUAUUGAGGGGGGAUACUGUGCCUUCCUGAAUGAUGUGGCAGUCAUGUCCUCAUUUUGCAAGACCAAGAAGAACUGGAUCUGCAGCAAGCAUGCAGCAAAAGAAGCAGGUGGAAGAGAGAGAUGUAAAGCUACAUGAAUGGUAGUUUCAAGUAAUGAGCAAGGAGGGGGGAAAUGCAUACAUUACAUUCAACAAUAAACUCAUUAUAAUAUGUUA
Molecule: messenger RNA, 513 nt
Organism: Heteronotia binoei (common prickly gecko)
Lineage: Eukaryota; Metazoa; Chordata; Lepidosauria; Squamata; Gekkonidae
Product: C-type lectin domain family 2 member D-like
Exons: 3
Source: RefSeq, a predicted model, not a curated record